This is a messenger RNA of Astyanax mexicanus (Mexican tetra), 3585 nucleotides long. RefSeq names its product PHD finger protein 20, a (gene phf20a). The record is from RefSeq and is a predicted model, not a curated record. The transcript is spliced from 18 exons. Lineage: Eukaryota; Metazoa; Chordata; Actinopteri; Characiformes; Acestrorhamphidae. Gene Ontology annotation, biological process: regulation of transcription by RNA polymerase II. Gene Ontology annotation, cellular component: MLL1 complex; NSL complex. The coding region runs from base 197 to 3244 and encodes 1015 amino acids.
UGGCGGUGGCGCAUGCGCAGUCAGACUUUGGUCAUCCCGGUAGGCUCGUGUCGUUCGUGUUGAACAGCCGGGAAAACAAACGGGCAGCGCGCGCCUCUGCUCACCGGGAGACAAUAAAGGAAUUCCGAGCGUUUUACCGGAAAUAUCUGCUCCUGAAGCGCGAGAUACAGGAACACGGGAAUACGCCGUCAGCCGGAUGAGUAGGACGCCACCCGCCAAGCGCGGGAUUCGGUUUGAGGUCGGGGCGUCUGUGGAGGCGAGGGACAGUCUCAAAAACUGGUACGCUGCCAACAUUGAAAAAAUCGACUAUGAGGACGAGAAGGUUCUGAUACACUACCGUCAGUGGAGUCACCGCUAUGACGAGUGGUUCGACUGGACCAGUCCGUACCUCAGACCUGUGGAGAGGGUCCAGCUGAGAAGGCAGGGGCUGCAGGAGGGCGGCCCGGUACCGGGUUUCCGUGUAAAUGAAAAGGUUCUCGCGAGCUGGUCAGACUGUCGGUUCUACCCUGCUAAAGUUUUGUCCGUCAAUAAAGAUGCUUCUUACACCGUGAAGUUCUACGAUGGCGUCGUCCAGACCGUUAAGGAGAUGCACGUAAAGCCCUUUAUUAGUGAGAAAAUCAGGCAGAAAUCCAGUCCAUCUGACAGAAAUGGAGAGAAGCCGCCGUCUCCACGUGCAGAGAAGCAUUCCAGACCGCUGGGUAACCCAUCCUGCAGGACCAGGAGAACCCCCCCUAGAACUCCCCAGCGGGACAGUGAGGAUGACUCUGAGGAAGAGGAGGGGGACUCUGAUGAAGGAGCUAAGGAGGAAUGGAGCCAAAGGAAAUCAAACACGAGAUCAAUACAGCAGAUCAGAGAUGUGGGCGGAGCCGAGAGCUUUCUCCUGAGCGAAGAAGAUGAGAAAAUGGAGCACGAGAGAGUGGCGGAAUACAUUGGACAGCAUAACUACAGCAAAGCAUUCCUAAAAAAGACCUCCCUGAACGGAGAACCGGACACAGACACAGAACACAACUCGGAUUCAGAUUCAGCUGAAAGAAUAGAAAACCAAGAUGAGAAAAAAGAGGCGGAGCUUUCGGAACCAAGCGAAGAGGGGGAGGAGCAUCCACCACAGAGCAGAACAUCUGAGGGAGUUCCAGUGGGAGGAAUUAAGAGAAGAUCAGUCAGAGAGGACAGAGCAUCAUUAAAGAAGAUUAAAACUAGUUUGGGUAAAGAUGGACCAGAGUGUCCUGUACCGUCAGCACAGAUCUGCAGUGGUGAUGUGACAUUAAAGAACGGGCAAUCGGAAAUCUCACAAACUCAAAACACGCCUGCUAAAUCUGGGAAAAAGCAAGGCUUAAAUCCAAACCGAUUCAGCCGAGAGCCGCUGUACAGAGUGAUUAAGAACCAGCCGGCGCCGGUUCUCUCCUUGGAUCUGGAUCAUAACCCGUAUAAGUGCAGUUCUCCAGGCUGCAGCAAAUCCUUCCGGAAGGCUAAACUCCUGCACUACCACAGAAAGUACUACCACGGAGAGGACCGGCCCGCAGACGAGGAGAUGAGUCCAAAUACCAGCGUUCUGACUGGAGUAAAGGACCAGUUGGGGCCUUCGGAUAACUGGGAGAAUCCCAAACCGAGGGGUGGAGUAUCAGUUCCACUGUUGAAUCACAGUGCCAGUCGGUCUCCCACAUCUUCUAAAGCAGAAGGCAGAAGCUCUAUUCAUAUAACAGAGAGGAGGCGAGUCUCUGUGCCCCCUUCAGGUGGCGUGCAGGAACAUCAGAUACGACCCUCGCUGAAGGAGAAGAGCAGAGAGAACCCACCAGACAGAACCAGUCGCAGAACCGUGGAGAAAAGCCCUGUGAACACAGCUCGGUUGAACAGAUCUAAAGAGAGGAAGUCCAGGAGUUUCCUGCGGAUCAAAUUGAAGAAAAAGAAGAAGAAAAAGAAGUCCAAGUCAGGCAGUGAGGAGAACGUGGACAUCUUGGGGUUUGGGCUGAAGUCCAAACUGAACCUCUUCAGAUCCCCCGUCUUCCGCAAGAACGCGGCUGAAGCUUUACUCAGCAGGCGGGGGUGUGACCAGGCGGGAAGGACGGAGCUGGAUGGUGAAGACAGUGUAUCUGAUUGGUCCUCUGACAGUUAUGGGUGGAGUGAUGAAACUGGGCCGGACCUUCACAUCAUAUCCUCCCGCCUCGGCCGUGGCUCUGUGGUUUCAGCAGCUGUUGGUCGGAAGGUGAUUCGCUGUCUUUGUAAGGCAGAGGAUGAAAAUGACUUCAUGAUUCAGUGUGCAGAGUGUAGGUGUUGGCAGCAUGGCUCCUGCAUGGGUCUUCUGCAGGAGAGCGCUCCAGACAGAUACGUCUGCUUCAUCUGCCAAGAUCCACCGGGUCAGAACUGCGGUCAGAGGCAGAGCCUGCGGUACUGGUAUGAUCGUGAUUGGCUGAGCAGUGGUCACAUGUAUGGCUUGUCGUUCCUAGAGGAGAAUUAUUCCCAUCAGAAUGCCGGGAAGAUCACAGCCACUCACCAGCUGCUGGGGGACGUCCAGCACGUGGUGGAGGUGCUCAGCGGCCUACAGCUCAAAAUCAGCGUCCUGCAGAAUGAAACUCACCCAGACCUGAGACUCUGGUGCCAGCCAUGGAAGCAGACAGAGCGAUGUCGCAAGAACACUGCCCACAGUGUAGCCUCUGCACGCGCCAAAGGUUCUGUUCCCCAGGAUCUCCAGAGAACAGAAUCAGAGGAGCAUCUCUCAGAUAUACCUUCCUCACCUGCAUCGUUCUGUAACUCGUACAUCAGCAGUGAACACUGCUACCCAAAGCCCUGGGUGUUCUACCCGGCACUGGAGGAGCGGCUGGUGGUAGAGAGGUGGACGGAGUCAGAACUGGAGGACGGGCUGCGAGCCUGCAAGAGGGUCCUGCAGUACGAGGAGUGUUAUAGAGAGGAGCUCCAGUCUAGUCAGACCAGAACCAAUCAGGAGAAGGUUUUGGACGAUUGUACGAGUGUAGUACUGGCUGGCAACAGGGAUGAGCUGACUGGCGGGACCCAGCAGCAGCAAUGGCAGAUUAACCUGCUGGAGCACAUCGAGUCUGUGCAGGAGGAGAUCACCCACAGGAUGGACUUCAUCGAGAAGGAGCUAGAUGUGUUGGAGAGCUGGCUGGACUGUACGGGUGAACUGGAGCCUCCAGAACCGCUGGACCGCCUGCCUGAGCUCAAGCACAGUAUAAAACAGCUGAUGGGUGAACUGGUGAAGAUCCAGCAGAUCGCCCUGGCGUGCACUACCUGAUGUUUGCAGAACUCCAAAAGGACAUGAGCACUGGUCAGGAUAGAGACAAGAGGGGGCAUAGCAGGGCAAGCAAAUGACUGGACUUAUUAUGGGAUGCAGAAACAGGGGAAUUCAAAACUUGAAUUUUUUUUUUUUUGUUGCACUUUUUCACUUAAAAAGAGAAUCUUCCUCCUAAGAAUUUCAUGUGAACAACAGGUCACAAAUUAUAUAUCUGUAAUAAUCAUUAAAAAACUUGAUUGAAUAAAAAAAAUGAUGUCAUUACAAUACUCCUAAAUGUAUAUACCAAUGUUCUGUUUUAUACACUCCUGUUAGACCAUUAAAAUGUGUUGGAUAUAUAUAUA